Branchiostoma floridae (Florida lancelet) is the source of this 9746-nucleotide messenger RNA. RefSeq lists its product as uncharacterized. Gene Ontology annotation, cellular component: membrane. Gene Ontology annotation, biological process: detection of mechanical stimulus. Gene Ontology annotation, molecular function: protein binding; calcium ion binding; calcium channel activity. The record is from RefSeq and is a predicted model, not a curated record. Bases 886 to 9540 code for a protein of 2884 amino acids. Lineage: Eukaryota; Metazoa; Chordata; Leptocardii; Amphioxiformes; Branchiostomatidae. The transcript has 56 exons.
UAUAUAGAGGCGUUUAUUCAAAAUUGACACCAAGGAUUACGUAGUUCCUUUGACGUAAGGUCUCAAUUUAAGAUUAAACUGUAAUAAGAGCAGAUGAAAUGUGCUUGAUGUGCCAUGGUAACACAACAGUCUUUGGUAUCUUGACAACAAAAAACAAUGGCCAUCUACAGACCAACACGUCUCUUCCUAAGUCGUAAAGCUUGCCAAGGACAGCAGAUAGUAGCCUUGUGGCGCUUCCAAAUCCCAUUUGAAGGUCUAUGUGGCUGCAGUUGCCUGUAGACAGGUACUGUAUGUCCACCCAGUAUGUUGUUAUCUGAGAAUAGCAAGCUGCUGUCUCGCUGUGUACGAUGGAGAAAAUCGCUGUCCGUUUCGUUGAACACAGUGUACACUGAACGAACCUGAGCUCUACAGACAUUUCCAGUAGUACUGACAUACGAGCUGAAAGGCAAAUAUUCGCACUAUUAAUAUAUUGACAUGUUGAUAAAAAAAGAACAGGGCAGUACUCUGUCACAUGUGCACGCCACAAACACCAGUAGUCUUGUUCUGAGUUUUUACUUUGUAUGCUUCUUAUCGUUCAACGUAUCAAUGUAUGAAAGGCUGCGUCGCGGAAACGAAAAUAAGUGAACUUAAAUUACUUUAAAAUGCAUAAUCAAGAUGAUCCAUGGGCACUCAGAAACUUGACGAGGAGAAAAUCUCUCUUGAGAUACUCUAAGAUUGGUCUUUUAUCAAUACGUAAUGACGCCGAGUCACGACUGAACACUCAUACUGCAAUUAUGUCAGGUAAUGGCACAUCUCACGUCGCCCCGUUAGUAGGACGGGUGUGGGCAUUCUUAAUGUUACAUGGGACUGAACAGGCAGGGCUGCAAUGAGGAGUGCUGACUUGUGAUGGCGAUACUUUUAAAGAAGCUCACCAUAGUCACCCUCAUCAUCAGUGGCUUCGGCACUGAUACUGAAGCCUCCCUAUGUUACGCGCCACUGGGAAUGGCGGAGGGCCAUAUCUCUGACUGUGAGAUCACAGCGUCCAGUCGGUUCGACUAUUUCCGAGCUCCGAACCGAGCUCGGCUGAACGGAGCAUGGGGGACUGGCGGUUACGCGGGGGCCUGGUGUGCCGCAACAGGGGACAGCAACCCCUGGAUACAGGUGACGUUCUCCGGGAGAGAGGUGAACGUGAGCGCGGUGGUCCUCCAGGGACGGCAGGACCAGGACCAGUGGGUGACGUCAUACAGGCUCAUGUACAGCGCUGAUUGCCAGACGUGGGACACGUACACUGACGCGGGAAACAAUGACGUGCAGUCCGGCGUGUCCGACAGGAACACUGCGGGCGUCAUGGCGCUGUCCUCCGCCGUGACAGCCAGGUGUGUCCGCAUCAACCCCGUCACCUGGGAGGGAGGUGUCGAGUCGUGCGCUUGCAUACGCUUCGAACUGCUCGGGUGUACUGUCAGAGAGUUUGCUGAGGACGACUGCCCCCCAGGGUACACGGGACAUGGCCCGUACUGUUACAAGGCCUUCACUACCGCAAAGACCUUCGCCGACGCCCAGGCGACCUGCGCCACGGACUCCAAGGGCGGCAAACUCGUCAUCAUCCGCGACCCGGCAACCCAGCAGUUUGUGGAAAGCCUCCGGCCUGACCCCGCCCAGCCCUACUGGAUCGGACUGGACGACAUGACAACGGAGGGACGCUGGGUGUACUCAGACGGGAAGCCUAUUGGGUCCAUGAACAGAUGGGGUUCAGGGGAGCCGACUAGUGCGGACUGUGGGUACAUGUCGCCUGAUGGGGCUUGGGGUGCGACCUCUUGUGGACAAACUAAGCAUUACAUCUGCCAGGCAGAUCCCCGCACGUGCGGAAAUACGUACCUACAACAUUUCCUGCCGAUCCCUGGGUACAAGAACACCGCUACUGUCCAAACCCUGGUCCACACGCCCGGAGCCCCUCCCGAGGUCUGCGCCCAGGCGUGCGUCUCAUCCGGCUCCUGCAGGUCAUUUUACGACGACGCGUCCGCGGGCCAGUGUCAGAUAUCUUCGGAAAACCGCAUCUCAAGCCCAUCCUCCAUCGUUCCUGACGCUGGGAGUACACUGUACGAGCUGCGCUACAACAAUGCCGGCUAUCAGGGUUGUUACAAGGACCAAGAGUGGCCGGAUAGAGACAUUGAAUACAACACGACAGUCUCCACAUUGAACGAAUGCAUCAACCAUUGCCGAGGGAAGUGUAGAGACUUUGCUGCGAUGCAGGGUCGGGAUCUGUGUUUCUGUUCCAACUUCUACGGUCGUCAUGGAGAGGCCGCUGCAUCGGACUGUAACAUCGACUGUAGAAACACCACUCUGAAAAAAUGUGGCGGGAACCUGAGGAGUUCUAUCUACUCGGCAGACCGCUGGACCCCUGCUAUGUUACUGGAAAGCCUGGUUGGUUUUCAAUGUUUGGCUGUGAACGCCAGCGGCUCUACUUUCACCCCUGGGUACCGGUCCUGUGUAAGGGACGACAUCAGGGUUCAUUGGGACUGGAAGGGAGGUGUAAGUCAGUUACAAAACCGCUACACUGGAAGGUGUCUCGCGAAUUGUGGUAAUGGGCAAGUGUGCAUGAAGACCUGCACAUCCUCCUACGCUGCAGCUCAAGCAUGGGUUUGUAGCGGUAUGUGUAUCGUCAGUAAGUAUGCCGCUAACGCAGGACUGGCGGACCGGUACCUGACGCUCAAGGGGGACGGCACUCUCAUGCUGUCAGCCAUGUGCUCCAACCCCGGGGAUAUACAGGCUCACUGGCGGGUCUUCGGCUCCCCGAACAGGCGAGCCUGCCAAGCCGACAAGUCCUCCCCAAGUGACGCUGAGUCCAAAUGCGGAAAGGUGGAGUGCGGUGUAGACUGGUACGAAGUGAGCUGGCCGAUGUACACGCCUGGCGUUGGAGACGAUCCCCCCACCAGCUUUACACUGGUGCUCUUUCCAGCUAGCUCAGACCUCAAUCAUUGGAGAGUCGCCGAAGUCCCGUCAACAAACAAUUCUUACUUCAUGGACCGGCUCAGUCUGGGAGAGAAGUAUUACGUCAUCAUCACUGCCAACCGACCCGGAAAAGUGGGAGCGGCCAUCUUGAAAGACAUCGAGCUCAAACCAGAUCCGCCGGGAGACCCUCACGUCAUCAAGACCACAUCCUCAAGCAUCUAUAUCUUAUGGAACGACUCAACCGCAAUCUCGGAAGGUUACAGAGUCGAUUACUUCCCAGAGGGCGGAAGUGCAGACACCAUACGGACGGUGGACGUGCAGCCCACAACAACAGUGGUGGAGCUGACAGAUCUGCUGCCGGGCCACAAGUACAACGCCACGCUCGUCACCACAGGGCUCUACUCAGUCAACAGUGUUCCUGAAAAUGUGUCUGGAGAAACGAAUGCGUUAAAAGUGAAGAUCUCCGGAGGAGACGGGAGAGCGUUAGGGAACAGGCGGCCCUACCUGAUGGAUGCCGAGUCGGAGACGUAUGACGCCAAUGAUCCUAACGUUACCAGCAAUUACGUCUUCAAGUGGUACUGCAAAAAGUGGAUUCCAACAACAACAACCGCACCCCCGACGACUACGAUAACGGUGACGCCUGCCCCAACAAAUACCACCACACACUUCACAUCAUCAGCGGCUAAUGCUACUACGUUGUAUUUCAAUACAACAAGUACGUCGUACUUCAAUACAACAGCUAUGGCUAAUAGCAGCAUGCACAAUAACGCCAAUGCCACCACGCCUACGAUGUCUACGUCCAUCCCAAAGACGUCUAGGCAACCGCAGCAUGCUGAAAGCGCCAUGCCAGUUAGUUACCAGGACGGCCUCGCUGUGGUCCACAGCCACUGUGAAACAGGUAACUACGAACUCCUCUGGGAAGGAGAUGCUAAGAUCUUCUUGGACACUUCUGAUCUGGAACCGAACACCACGUACGUCAUCAAGGUGACGGCCUCUAAGGAGAUGCUCCAUCCUCUCGGGUACACCUACAUCGGAGAGGAGUCCUUUGAGCAGAACGUUUUCAUCGUUGAAGGAGAUCCUCCCAUGAUGUCAAUCAACUGCAUUCGGAACUGCCUGUGGGCUGUUGACGUGACGGAGUCUCUGGCUCUCCGAGGAAACUGUGACUCCUGCCAGAAGAACUCCGAACUGACGUACAAAUGGGAACUGUUCAGGGAGGUCAACGACACCAUCGUGGAGAUACAUGACUGGCAUUCUCUCACUAGCACAGGACGAAAAACAGCCAGUCUAGCAAUCAAGGCCAACGAAUGGGACGUCAGAGAAGUCUACCGCUUGCGUCUGAAUGGCUUUCCUCCGAAUGGUCUUCCUCCCGGCUUCAUCGAAAUCAGAUACCCCACCUCCCCACCCCUCUACACACUGGACUGCGUCAUGAACCCAGAUAAAGGAAUGCUGUACGAAACCAACUUCUCGGCUAGCUGUGAGCUGACCGGAUGGACUGGCGAGCUGGAGCCACGUCUGACGUAUGAGUUCACGUCACAAGUCAACGCUCAGGUGACGCAGCUCGCUAGCGUGACCCGGAUGUCCAUUUUCACCGUGCCGCUGGACCUCGUGGCUGGGGACCCUGCCAGCGCAUGCGCUGUGCUCGUCAAUGUGCAGGGGCUUCUUGGAGGCGUCCUUAGGGCAAACACUACCGUCCGUCCUCAAGUUAUUCCGCCUGUGCAGACCCAUGCUGAGAAUUGCAGACACGUGUUUGAGCGCAUGUGUGAGAUCCAGGAACUGCUGCUCGCGGAAGAGUACAAGGCCGCCCUCUUGGCUGUGGAGCGGCUCGUCACUUACUUCAACUUUCUUCAGAACCAUAUCGGGACCGACUCCCGUACUGCUUUGAACAGCUAUGGCCUGACAUCAGUCGUCAACCAGGUUCUUUCAUCCACUGACAUCACUGGUAUAAACAGCACCUGUAUAGGGCAUGACAGUACAGAUACGCCUUGGGGAGCAGCAAUCACCUUUCCCGACAGCUGGCUGAACAUCACAACAGUUGACGGCAUUAUAGCCGCCCUGUCUGUGCCCGUCACUGCCACAGGAAGUAAUGGAAAAAUGGAAGAGUUUUACGAGUAUGCGAGAUCCGCCACCGCUAAGAUGGUGAUGGUGUCCCAGAACAGCAUGGCGGGACCUGCACUGUUGGAGAGGGCUGCAGAUUCUAUUAAGGCCCUCAUUGAUGGCAAAGUGUCACUGGAUGCACAGAAGCAAGCAGUAUCCUCGGCAGAAGCCAUGGCGGGCGAACUCUUGAGCCUUGGCAGUAAUGAUUAUAAGCAGAACAUGGUAGCUGUUGGAGGUCUUCAGCAAGGUUUAAACUCUCUGAUGGGGUCAGCUCGGUCCACCCCAAGCGAGGAUCAGACGGAAGAGCAGGCGGAGCAUGCUAAGAAGGCAACAAAUGCCGUAACCUCAGCAACCACAACCUUGGGGACAGUGGUCCUGAAUCACCGUCUGCCCGGAGAGCCGUCGGUUGGAUUCCAGUACGACAACUUCGGCGUGGCCUUCCAGAAACGGUACUCAGAAAGUGUGGGCUCAGAAGGCUUCACGGCUUCGGAAGGCUCUGUCUCUCUUCCGAGCAGCGACGCUACCAUGAAGUCUUCAGAUGAAGCGCUUAAUACAAAGUUCAUGAAUUUCAACGAAAAUCCAUUCGACUGGGACAACACAUCCAAGAUUGUGACGAAGGUGGUUUCCUUGGACCUUACCUCAGAAACAGGAGGAGCAUUUCCGGUGAAGGACACGGCGAACGACAUCUCCAUUUUUGUCGGGAACGACGCAGACCCUCCCGAGCCGCGCCUCGUCAGCAGGAACAUCUCGGAGCCGGGGAAGUCUGAGAUGCUCUACCACGAGAUCACUGUUCCGUACAAUUCAUGCGCCAUAUUUACGGCGUUUGUUCCUUACAACAGGACAGUGCCUUUCCAGGCGUACGUCAAGUACGGACAAGUACCCACGGAGGACGACUACAACUUCACGGCUACGAUUCCUCCGGGUUUAAACUUGUCGCAAUGCCACAUGGGCCUUGAGUACACACGAAGUGACUGGAAAAAUUAUGUCGUUUCCUUCCAAGACAUUGCCAAGAAUGGCACUUACUACUUGGGCCUUAAAGAAAUAAACCAGACCGAUGUUUGUGGUGCUGGUUAUGUGUAUGGAGCAGAUUUGAAGGAGAACACCACCGUCAUCAGCUACGACUUCCUCACCAUCACACCCACCUGUCGGUACUGGGACGCGCAGGAGGACAAGUGGGAUUCUCAUGGCUGUAGGGUGGGUCCGUUGACCACGAUGACUCAAACGCAGUGCCUGUGUAACCACCUGACGGCGUUUGCCGGGGAGAUCCUGGUGGCGCCAAACACCAUCGACUUCUCCACGGUGUUCUCCAAGUUCGCUAACCUGGGAGACAACGCCGCAGUCUUCGCCACCGUUCUCACCAUGUACGUCAUCUACUUCAUCGUGGUGUUUUGGGCAAGACGAGCGGACAAGAAAGAUGUCGUUAAGUGGAGCUGUGCCCCUCUGCUUGACAACAGGCCCGGGCACAGCUAUUGGUACAAGAUCACAGUGUACACAGGAGUGUGGAACGGCGCUGGAACUAUGUCACGUGUCGGCAUUAACGUUGUUGGAGAGACGGGGAAGACUGGACCAAGGGUUCUGGAAGAUGGAAAGCGCCAGGGAUUUACGCGUGGAAGCAUCUGCCAUAUGGCCAUGGCAACAGACGAGAGUCUGGGCCCACUGGUCAACAUCCGUCUGUGGCACGACAACUCCGGGAAGGGUGAGCAUGGCAGCUGGUUCUGUGACAGGAUCGUUAUCCAGGACCUGGAGACGAACGAACGGUGGUUUUUCAUCUGCCAGCGCUGGUUGGGAGUGGAGCACGAAGACGGCCGUGUGGACCGCAUCCUGCCGGUGGCCAGUAAGGACGAAGUGGUCAGCUUCUCCAACCUGUUCCAGGACAAGACUCGGCAGGACAUCACGGACGGACACAUCUGGUUCUCGGUGGUGUCACGGCCCACGCGGAGUCACUUCACUCGUGUACAGCGGGCGUCUUGCUGCCUGUCCCUGAUCUUCUGCACCAUGAUCGCUUCUGCCAUGUUUUACCAGAAGUCUGAAGGAGGUAAUACAAUAAAGUUAGGACCGUUUGUGUUUUCCGUGACAUCAUUUAUGGUCAGCAUUCAGAGCACAUUUAUUGUGUUUCCCGUGAACCUGGCUGUUGUACUGUUCUUCAAGAAGAGUCGACCCCUGCCGGAGGGGGAGAAGGAGUGUGCCUGCUGCAUGAAGUGCUGCUGUUGCAAGAAGGAGAAUAAGGUGGAGGAAAAAUACACCGCAGAGGAAGAAGAGGUAGGCCUGGAGACGGUGUCUUCUAACGUUCCUAAAGACGAUGAUGAAUCGAGAGUUGAGGAAAGUGAGCUGAAAGCUCCUACAGCACACAUAGAGGAACUUGACUCAGAGAAUGGCAAUGAGCCGAAUGAAAUGGACAACAGCAAGGAAGAAGAAGACGAAGAAGAGAAGAAGGAGGAGAAGAAAGAAGAGAAGAUGAAAGAGAAGAAAGAGAAAAAGGACGAGUUCAUUUUUCCACACUGGUGCGUGUAUUUCGGCUGGAUGCUGACGGUGGGGUCUGCCCUGGGCUGCGGGUUCUUCAUCAUCCUGUACUCCAUGGAGUGGGGUCCGGAGAAGUCUAACGAGUGGCUGGGCACCAUCCUCAUGUCCAUGUUCCAGUCCAUCCUUGUUGUGCAGCCUAUUAAGGUAAUCCUCUUAGCUGCCCUCAUCUCCUACAUCUUCCGUAACAAGGCUGAUGUUGAUCAGGUAGGAGACACGGACACUAAAGUGAAGCCUGAUGAGGAACUGCUCUGCACCCCACCUGGAUUGGUUGAACCGCCCACCAUCCAGGAGCCGACUAACGACUCCAGCAAUGAGAAGUUCCUGGAGGAGGCACGAGAACUCCGGAGGAAGGAGAUCAAGGCAAAGGAGGUGAUGAAGGAAGUGUUCAUACACUACCUAUUUGUCUCCAGUGUGUUCUUCCUGAGCUAUGGUGACAGGGAUCCAACCGGCUUUUACGUGCAGGAUAACCUGCAUGGCAUGUUUAGCGGAUUUGAGAAGAUCAAAAACCACAAAGCAUUGUUCAAGUGGCUGGAAGGAGACUUUGUUAACCACGUUGUUGGCGGGAAGCUUGGCAACAGAGGUUACCUGUCUGACAACUACAGCUUCCGCCUUGGGUCUGCUCGUCUGCACCAAGUCAGAAACGAGCCAGCCACCUGUAUGACCACCCGGAUUCCGUACUUCCCCUGUAAGAUGGAGUACUCCGUCUUGGACCAGCAGGAGACAUCUUACGAGCCCGGCUGGGAGCGGAUGAACGCAACCAAGGCACAGACUCUCAUUGAGGCUGAACAGUACACCCCGUGGAUGUUUCAGGAAACUAGUGACCUAUUCCCCUACUCUGGGGAAACAACAACCUACAGCAGCGAUGGGUACUUUCUGGAGAUUGGCACCAGCAAGAAUGAGACCGUAGCUUCGUUAAAGGAUCUAAAGAAGCACCUCUGGUUGGACAACUUCACCAAGGCCGUGAUUAUUGACAUCGCCGUGUACAAUGUCAAUGUCAACCUGUUCUCUGUCAUCACCUUUCUGGCUGAGUACCUUGUAGGCGGGGUCAUCUCAGCCAAGGUCACCAUCAAGGUUAUCCGACUGUACUCGUUUGUUGGUGAUUUCGGCAACACCCAGAUCGCGAUGCAAGUGAUAUUCGUGGUUCUCUUCAUUUACUACUUUCAAAGAGAGGUCAAGCUGAUCAUCAAGGAGAAGAAGGCUCACUUCCGGUCCAUGUGGAACUGGGUGGAGUUCCUGCAGUCCUUGCUGUGCGUCAGCGUCAUUGCCAUGUUCGCCAUGCGCGAGGUGCUGCGGAUGACGACCAUGAGCAAAUUCCAGAAAAACCCAGGCCGGUACAUCAGCUUCCGGGGCAUGGCGUUGUAUAGCGAUGUGUUCAUCGGUCUGAUCGGUGCCCUUGUGUUCGUGGCAACACUGAAGCUGCUGCACCUCCUGCGCUUCAACAAGCGGGUGGCCAUGUUGUCUGCUGUUAUCAAUUAUGCCGCAAAGGACCUGGGGCUCUUCUCUAUCAUCCUGAUGACAGUCUUGAGUAACUUCACCUUAGUGGGGAUGAUACUGUUCGGCACCCACAUCAAGGAGUUCUCCGGCUUCAUCGCUAGUCUGGAGCGGCUCAUUGCCAUGUUGCUGGGGGAUCUGGACUUUGACUCCAUGUCGACAGCCAGUCGAAUCCUCGGACCCUUGUUCUUCUUCGGCUUUAUCCUCCUGCUGGUGUUCCUGUUGCUGAACAUGUUCGUGUCCAUCAUCGACUCCGGCUUCGGCGAAGUGAACGGUGACGAAAGCAAGAUGGACACUGAUCAUGAGAUAGUGGACUUUAUGUGGUUCAAACUAAAACAAGCUCUUGGCAUUGGGAUGAGCCGUGUUGACCAGGAUGAUGACAAUAAGGCACCUGAAGACCCACCCCUGCCCGAUGGAGAGGUAGAGGAGAAGUUAAACCUGCUCCAACAGCGUGUGGACAAGAUGGUGGAGAAACUCUCCAACAUGGACGACGGGGAGGAACAGUAACUCAUGGUGUUGACAUGUGAAAGACAUUUGGCUAAAGAAUUAGUUAGGUGACAAAAUGUCACAAGAUGCCACUGUCCAAUUGCUAUUUGCUUCUGUCCAAUUGCUAUUUGCUUCUGCUGCACAACGUCUCUAAUAAACUGCUUUUGAUGUCUAAUGUACAUGCAAAAAGAAAGCAUUUAUAAUACCAUAAUGCAGCAUUCUGAGAU